This is a messenger RNA of Coccinella septempunctata (seven-spotted ladybird), 1228 nucleotides long. RefSeq names its product glyoxylate reductase/hydroxypyruvate reductase-like. The transcript has 3 exons. Gene Ontology annotation, molecular function: NAD binding; glyoxylate reductase (NADPH) activity; hydroxypyruvate reductase [NAD(P)H] activity. Lineage: Eukaryota; Metazoa; Arthropoda; Insecta; Coleoptera; Coccinellidae. Gene Ontology annotation, cellular component: cytosol. The coding region runs from base 194 to 1162 and encodes 322 amino acids. The record is from RefSeq and is a predicted model, not a curated record.
AUAAGAAGUAAAUAAAAUGUCAAAGAUUAGGGAAGUAGGUUGCAAAAUCCUUGAUAACGUUUUUUUUUUCCGAACAUAGAAUUUUAAGAGCAAGUGAGUUCUUUCGUUUUGAGGUUAACCGAUCUACCAGAGCAUCAAACUACGUAAGACCGCUAAACUAGGAUAUUUAACCUCCAUUAAAAAUUUAUCAACAAUGGCCAGACCGAAGGUUUAUGUCACUAGAGCUAUGAAUAGAGAAGUGAUGGAAAUAUUAGGAAAAGAAUGUGACGUCACUACAUGGCCAGGGUCGGAUCCAGUACCGUCAACCGAACUCUUGAAGAACAUAGAAGAAGUCGACGGUCUUUUCUGUAUGCUAACAGAUAAGAUUGGUAAAGAUGUAUUAGAUAAAGCCAAGAAUCUCAAAGUAAUCUCGACGAUGUCAGCUGGAUACGAUCAUUUAGACAUCGAAGAAAUCAAAAAGAGGGGAAUCAAAAUUGGAUACACCCCAGAAACACUGACGGAUGCAACUGCUGAAUUAACGGUUGGUCUCUUACUUGCCACAUGCCGCAGGUUGAUGGAAGCCAACGCUGCAGCCAGGGAGGGUAAAUGGCUCACGUGGUCCCCCUUCUGGAUGUGCGGUAACAGUUUGAAGAACGCCACCGUUGGUUUCUUUGGAUUUGGAAGAAUAGGACAAGAGAUUGCAAGAAGACUGAUACCGUUCAAAACCAAGCAAAUUCUGUACACAACAAGAAGCGAAAACGCCGAAGCUAAAGAAAUUGGCGCUUUAAGGGUUGAUUUCGAUAGUUUACUGCAAAAUUCAGAUUUCCUAAUCGUUUGCUGUAGUUUCAACGAGAGUACUCGCGAAAAGUUCGACCUAAGUGCUUUCAAGAAAAUGAAGAACACCUCAGUUUUUAUCAACACUGCUAGGGGUGGUGUUGUCAAACAGGACGAUUUGGUGCUGGCACUGAAAAACAAGCUUAUUUGGGGUGCAGGUUUGGACGUUACAACCCCCGAACCUUUGCCAGUUGAACACGAGUUAUUCAAACUUGAGAAUUGCGUCAUUUUACCCCAUAUAGGAAGUGCCGCUACCGACUGUCGGCUGGAAAUGGCCUCCCUAACAGCAAGAAAUAUUCUUACAGCCUUGAAAGGCGAAAAUAUGCCUUCAGAACUCGUUCUGAGUUGAUUUCAUAUCAUUUUGUCUAACGCUAACGAAUGUUGUAAAGUUGUAAUAAAAAAAUGAUUUAUGUGA